UGUCCUGGAGCAGAGCUGAGGAGCCCUGGGGAAUCUCAAAGUUUGUGUCUGGAGCAGUAGUGGAAAGUGAGCUUAUUGAGAAGGGCUUUUCUUGGGAUGAGUACUGAUCUCCUGCCUUUAUUUUGGAUACACACCCUGCUCUAUUCUCCUCAGCCUUCGGUCUGAUCUCUAGACAGUCUGUCUCCUCUGGGGAUUCUCAGGUCUCCGAGGACGCUGAACCGGAGCCCUUGGCAAUUCUCUCUCAGGCAGAGGAGCGAACGUUUUCCUUUCUAAGUGCAUAAGCUACACGCAUACGCACACACACGCACACACACUCACGCAGAGGCGGAUCUCGCCCUCCGAGGCCGCCCUACCCGCUCCCCUCCUGCCCUCAGCAUCCUCGGCCCAGCGCGCCUCGGACCACCAUGGAGGUGCUGGAGAGCGGGGAGCAGAGCGUCCUGCAGUGGGACCGCAAGCUGAGCGAGCUGUCAGAGCCCGGAGAAACCGAGGCUCUCAUGUAUCACACGCACUUCUCGGAGCUGCUGGAUGAGUUUUCCCAGAACGUCUUGGGCCAGCUCCUGAACGACCCUUUCCUCUCAGAGAAGAGUGUGUCGAUGGAGGUAGAGCCGUCCCCAACGUCCCCGGCGCCUCUCAUUCAGGCUGAGCACAGCUACUCCCUGUGUGAGGAGCCUCGGGCCCAGUCACCGUUCGCCCACGUCACCGCCAGUGACAGCUUCAAUGAUGAUGAAGUGGAGAGUGAGAAAUGGUACCUGUCUACAGACUUUCCAUCAACAACCAUCAAGACAGAGCCAAUCACGGACGAGCCGCCCUCAGGACUAGUUCCGUCUGUCACUCUGACCAUCACUGCCAUCUCUACCCCUUUUGAAAAGGAGGAACCCCCUCUGGAAAUGAACGCUGGGGUUGAUUCCUCGUGCCAGACAGUUAUUCCUAAGAUUAAGCUGGAGCCUCAUGAAGUGGAUCAGUUCCUAAACUUCUCUCCUAAGGAAGCCUCCGUGGACCACCUGCACUUACCGCCCACCCCUCCCAGCAGCCACAGCAGCGACUCAGAGGGCAGCCUGAGCCCCAGCCCGCGCCUGCACCCCUUUGGCCUGCCGCAGACCCACAGCCCCGCCAGGGCCCCAGCGCGGGCCCCCUCGGCACUUGCCAGCUCCCCACUCCUCACCGCACCGCACAAGCUGCAGGGAUCAGGCCCCCUGGUCCUGACGGAGGAAGAGAAGAGGACCCUGAUCGCCGAGGGCUAUCCCAUCCCCACCAAGUUGCCCCUGACAAAAUCAGAGGAGAAGGCCCUGAAGAAAAUCCGGAGGAAAAUCAAGAACAAGAUUUCUGCCCAGGAAAGUAGGAGGAAGAAGAAGGAAUACAUGGACAGUUUGGAGAAAAAGGUGGAGUCUUGUUCAACGGAGAACUCCGAGCUCCGGAAGAAGGUGGAGGUUCUGGAGAACACCAACAGAACUCUCCUGCAGCAGCUGCAGAAGCUUCAGACUUUGGUGAUGGGCAAGGUUUCUCGCACCUGCAAGCUGGCUGGCACACAGACUGGCACCUGCCUCAUGGUUGUUGUGUUAUGCUUUGCCGUUGCAUUCGGCACCUUCUUUCAGGGCUAUGGGCCCUAUCCUUCUGCCACCAAGAUGGCCCUGCCCAGCCAGCAUUCCAUGCAGGAGCCCUACACAGCCUCCAUUGUGAGAUCCAGGAACCUGCUGAUCUAUGAGGAACAUUCUCCCCUGGAGGAGCCAUCCAGUUCGGCCUCGGCUGGGGAGCUUGGGCGCUGGGACAGAGGUUCCUCCCUGCUCAGGGCAUCAGGGCUGGAGUCCAGGCCUGACGUGGAUCUUCCCCGUUUCAUUAUAUCAAAUGAGACCAGCCUGGAGAAAUCAGUGCUGUUGGAGCUGCAGCAGCACUUGGUCAGCACCAAACUGGAGGGGAAUGAAACACUAAAAGUUGUAGAACUCGACAGAAGAGUGAACGCCACCUUUUAAAGAGACCGUCGCCACCUCCCUCUAUCUCCUCACUCUGCCUUUAUGUCUCCAAACCGCCUUUGUCAUAAGCUUUUCCUUUUUGCCACCUGAUCUUGACCGAAGACCUGGAUGUGCAGUCAUGGCUUUGGAUACGAGGACAGCCUGGGAUUUCCACCCACGGUGAGAGAGCGCCUCCCCCCGGUCCCACGUCCCUCCCUGCAGAAGGGAGCCCGCUUCUCUCCCUCCCUGUUGCUUACUGCCAUAGGAAAUUAUCUUAGGGUCAGGGGUGGGGCGAGCAGGCUUGUUUCUACCGACAGUGCCAAAAAGAUACUGCCUGCUUCUCACCGGGGUGGGUGUGACCGCCUCUUUGAAGAAGAGCUGACGCUUGUUCGUUCAAUUCGAGCCACAAAAAUACCAGGAUGCCUGUUGGAAUCUGGCAAAGCACCGACUGACGUCCUGCCUUUGCUCAGCCUGGGUCUCUCCUGCCGCUCUGCGCUGAGCCCCCGCUGACUUGUCCUCCGGCCCUGGAGCUGGAGCGAGGCGUCCCCUUCGUACUCUCAGGCCGCAAGUGCAAUGCCUGAAGGAAUCAGGCUUUUCUACUCCAGGCAAACCUGCCCCAUCAUGUUGCUUGUAGGAUUUCUCCACAAUCUGUGUCCCCACACGCCCCUAGUUCUGCCUCCUUGGCUUCUCCUCCCCAUUUGUAAAUAGUAUUUAUUAGCUCGCUGAGGCUUCCCUGGGCAACCACACUGAAGACACCCGGACGCCUCCCUCCAAGCUAGCAAAGUCUUCUGUUGGCCUUUGGAGCGAGGAGGGUACCCUAGGCUCUGGGAUCCCCAAUCCUUCCAGGCCAUGUUUUGCUUUCUUUUCUUCUUUUUUGCUGGAGCCCUAUAAUUAUAGUUGGGAAAUCUCCCUAAGCAUGUGUCCUCCUGUAGAAUGAACUCACAGGGAAAGAUGGAGCAGUGCCUCGCUCAGGUCUGGGGCUCUGUGGAUAGAUGCUUUUUCUGUCCCAUACCCAUAACAGGGAAGGGAAGCCCUGUCCCUGACAGCAGGCGUUUCAGACAACCCUGCUAGCUUGUCUUUCUCCACCUCCCCUGACACUUCUGCUUUCCCCCUCCUCUUCUGCCUCAACACAGGAGGUGAGCCUGAGGCCUGUUCCUGGGGUCAGAGUAGGUGACAUUUGUGUAUCCACAGUCUUACCUUUUAUAGUCAGGUUUGGCUACUUUGCAGCUCACCCAAAGAGACACGACCUAAUCCCCCAACCUGCUCUUAUUUUUUUUAAUGAUUAAAAGUAACUUUUGUAGUUUUAAAAAAAACUUUCCUCUUUCAUACAAAUAAGAAAUGGAAAUUGACUUUUUACUGUAUAAUGUAGAAGACUCCCCUUAAGUGUUUUUCCCUAGCUUGUAAAAGAUUUCGUGUAAGAAAUUUGCUCACGUUUUGUAUUUUAUUUUUAGUAGCAGCUGAAGCACCCUUGGCUUUAACUCUCACUCUGUCUCCGUUUCUGUCUCUCAUCUACAUUGUCAUUGGAACCUGUACUUAGGAGAGAUUAUGCUAUACCUGGGCCUUCUGUUCCAUAGCAGACACAGGAUUUGGUGUCAUUAGCAUUUGCCGUCAGACCUCAUAAGCAGAUCUGGUACCUUUGGGGCUCACCGUCAGUGAUUCCUCUCUCCCUACUGUGAUGGAGAGAGUUCUGGCUGGGAGACAGCCAAAUUCAUCUUCUUAGCACUGAUGUAAAGCUGGAUCAGGAUUGCAGUGGUCCUGGCAGCCCUCUCGGUCCUCUGCACGCCUCUCACUGUCCCUUCCAUUGGCCGGGGAGGGCUGAGACCGGCUGGGCUGUGCAGGAGGAAGGUUGCUAGCAUGCGCCCUGCUUCUGUUUCUCUCUACCUUCUCCUCUCCUUCUCUUCUGCUCUAGACCCUCUUGGGCCUGGCUGGUGUCUGCUAACCAUGGGCCACUACUGAACCAUCCCUCUCUUUAAAAUGUCAUGUAAUUAUCAGACACAGGCAGCCUGUGUGCAUGGGGAGGGAGAGGGCGGCUAAGAAGGUAAGAAUAUAGAAUUAACUCAAGUCGUAUUUGGACGGUAAGAAAGGCAAGCUUUUGUAUGUCAGUGGGAGUGGGUCAGCUUACCCACCUGACGCACUGGAACCAGAUCGGGUUUUUAAGUCUCCUGGAUUAGGCUGAGUAGAAAACCAGCUCUUCUGAAUAAGGAGGGAGAAGGAAAAGGGCCGCAAACUCCGAGCGCCUGUCUUUAGUGCCUUGAGGAUUUUAUUUCCUCCCUGACCUACCCUUGCUUGACGUCACUGUCUCCAGCCCUCCAUACAGCAGGGCUUGAUCUCUGGGAAACCGUUCUUCCCACAACUGAAUCUGUGUCUAGAGACCAGGGACAUCAGCGUGAGAGCUCAAAUGGCCAUCGUAAGGGGAUCCAAGGACCAAUUGCUGCUAUUAUGAGAAAGACCUCUGCCCUCUACUCCUUGCUUGGGUGAGUAAGGGGAACUAAACAGUUAUCCCUUUAGGAGGACGUAAUGGAGUCAAGAGGAUGCAGAAGAAUUGGAUAAUACCAGAUUGGUUCCAAAUAGUUAAUGGGUGUGUGCACCUUUUCUGUUCCAGGGUUAAGCCCACAAUGUCAGUGGAUUUGUUUCCCUCCCCAGAGCCAUCCCAUAGAUGAGUCAGUAAUACCUGGUUAGCCCUGAAGGUGUCAAACAGUGGCAGCCUUUUGGUUUCUGAACCUCAGUUUUGGAAAAUAAGAGACUGUUAGCACAACCAUCAAUCAUAAAGAAUCAAUGUUAAUGAUAAACAUAUUCAUAUAUUUUUCAUUAUGUCAACAGCUUUUCCUCUUUCCUUUCUUUGAUUAUUAGCUUAGUGGAGGAGAUGUCUUGCAAAAGUUCAGAGAACACGUACUUUUUUACUGGGUGAGACCUGAGUAACCCAGACCCCCCAGUGAGGUUCUAUUUACAGCUCUUGACUUUGCACUUAGAAAUGGAUACUGUAAAUGAAAGGCCUCAGUACCAGGUUUAAGAAAGAAUUUCUGUGAAGUGUUAGGACUCUGGAGCCUAGCUCACAUAAAGGGAGUGUUAUAUAAGAAUCUGACAGCUGAACUAGGUUGCUCCUUUUGGACAGGGGGUGGGGAUGAGGUUUGACACCAGUACAGGCAGAAUUAGAUAACCUUUUUAUGAAUAUAAAUGAUUUUGAUUUAAAGACCUAAUUUGUAGAUUGUGAAAGCAGCUUUUAGCUCAACUUAUUUACAAACCAACUGUGAGUACCAUGUUGUUUUUCUUCCUAAAUCUCUCGGUUUAGCCUGAAUGCCGAGAGAGGGCUGUGACUCUCGUGUGCCCUUGGAGCAGGGCUCUUGCAUUGGGUCACCUUUGUUCUGGCAGUGAGUCACUGUCCAGAAUUUUUGACAGAGGUGUUUUAUUAAAAUUUUUUUAGCACUUUGUGCCUUCUUCCUCCUCUGUCCUCACACCAAGCAAAAGACAAGGAUCAGAGGCCCUUCAGGGGCAGCUCCUCCGGACACAUGUGUCACGUGAGCACGUUGCACACUCAGAGACCUCCCUCUCCCUGUCGAGGAGACAGAGCGUCCGUGCCGGCCUUGCUAACGUGGGGAGAUGGGAGACGGAGGAGAAGGCACUGGUCUCCCCCUUCUCUGCCAAGAGCUCUUGUCACUAGCUCGGUUCUGUUGAACCCAGUCUUUGAGGAACCUUUAUUACAGACACCAGCUCUCCUGCUUGCAGUGCAGGCAGGACCUGUGAGACAGACCAGUAGCGGGUAGUGCCCUGGUCGGAGUCAUUUUCUUUGAAUGCUUUUCAGCUGAGACCAUUAGGAGAUGUGAUCGCAUAAACCCCUCUGGGAGGGCAGCUACAGGAGAGAGUAGGGGGCUGUGAAGCAGCCAGAGACAGAGUUCAGAUUUUUCAUUCAUUCAUUGAGUCAGUCAUUCACUCCCAAGGAAGAGUGUUGCCGAAGGCCCUAGUGAAUAUUGGGGAAUAAGGGGACUGAGGAAGCUUCAUUAAUCAAUAGCUCUUCAAAAGACCCAUGUGCCAGCUCUCUCUCUCUCUCUCUCUCUCUCUCUCCCUCCCUCUCCCUCUCCCUCUCCCUCUUGCGCAGGCACACGCACACAUGCACACUCGCACACUCGCACACACGUUCCUCCCUCAUCUUGGACACUCGUUUGUGUCUUACAUGUGCCUUAUAUUUGAAUCCAGGAUGACUGAGAACUACCUAGGGGCUGGGAGAUUUUAUAUACAGCUUUGUGGUACUAGACUGAGGUGGACAUGGGAAAAGGAACUUUUUCCAAAGGCUCAAAAAUGGUUUCCUAAAAGUGAGCCAUGAUCAGAUUUGCACAUCAGGAGCAAAGGAAGAGUUAUGUCCAUUAGGAAAAUCCCAUCUUGCAGAGGUGCAAUCACAUCAAAAAAUGGCCAGCCGGGAUUAAAGGUAUUAUAAAUCCUCAGAGCAGAACAUUUUCUCAGCUCAGAGGAACCUGACGCAUUUGAGGAUUAAGGCUCCAUGUCUCCGUGGACAAAGGGUCAGCACCUACCACAGGACAAGACUAGGUAUUGUUUCGUUUUGUCCUUUUGGGCAACAUAAAAUCUGGGAAUGCUUUAUUUUGUCUUAGUUUCUAGAAGGAAGGGAAAUAAUAAUUCUCAAGCACCUACUAGAAGCUGGGUGCUGUGCUAAAUAAGUUAAUUUUAUAGAAAGAGAAAACAAGGGCAACGAAUUACUAUGAGAUGGAUAAACAGCUAAGCGAUAUGGAAAGUGCAGCAAUUUGUGGGUCAGGUUGAGCAGAUCUCUUUCUGCACGAACACGCUGUAAACUUCUAAGGUCCUCUGGGCAGGGAAUGCAGUGCCUACUCCCUAGGCUGGCCCUGCUGUGUAAAGUUCAGGUUUUUGCCUCACGCUGGAGAUGUUCAUCUCCUGUCCGGUUCAUGCAGUCGUCUGUGAGCUCCAGCUAGCAGCCUUUGCAUCCUGGAAAAGCACCACGAGCGGUUUUAGCUGUUUCUCUGUUCCUCUUCCUUACGCACUAGCUGGCUGAGAACAAUGAACUUUUGGCACCGUGGACCCAUGGCCUAUGCUGUUCAGCAAAUCUCCCUUUCAGAUGAAACACUGUCUGAGUCUAUGAAAAACACCAGCUCUCUUUGACAAAUUGUGAGCCACCCUUUUUAAACAAUGCUGAGCAGACUCCAGACUAUAAGAAACCAUGAGCUUUAAUGUCUCUGCUGACAGGCUGGGCUUUGCUGUCUUUGGUUACACGUUAUACAGACCAGCAGUGUUUAAGUCUGAAUACAUUGUGAGUCUAUUAUCUGUCAUAUCAUGCUGUUUUUUAUGGCUUUUUAUUCUUUAUCAUAGCUAAGUAAAUACCAAAAAAAGUAAAUGCUUUGUAGGAUACUUGUAUUUAGUUUGGAAAAAAAUGAAUGGAAAUUGUUAUGCUUUUGUAUUUCUAUUUCUUGCAAAUAAAAUAUUUUUUCUUAAAUAGUGAAA
Messenger RNA from Orcinus orca (killer whale), 7409 nucleotides. RefSeq names its product cAMP responsive element binding protein 3 like 2 (gene CREB3L2). Gene Ontology annotation, biological process: regulation of transcription by RNA polymerase II. Lineage: Eukaryota; Metazoa; Chordata; Mammalia; Artiodactyla; Delphinidae. The transcript has 12 exons. The record is from RefSeq and is a predicted model, not a curated record. Gene Ontology annotation, molecular function: DNA-binding transcription factor activity, RNA polymerase II-specific; cAMP response element binding. The coding region runs from base 405 to 1967 and encodes 520 amino acids.